Messenger RNA from Prorocentrum cordatum, 907 nucleotides. NCBI's taxonomy places the organism in Eukaryota, Dinophyceae, Prorocentrales, Prorocentraceae. The record is from the annotation of a GenBank genome assembly.
CUCCUCGAUGGUCCUCGCCGAAGGAAGAAUGCACACGUCCGAGCGAUGCCAAGUCCACGGCCGGCGCAGAUCCAACAGGCCGACCGGCCGUCGGCAGAUCGUCGUGCAGAUCCGACAGAUCCGUGCAGAUCGUCGUGCAGAUCGUCGUGCAGAUCCGCAGAUGCCAAGCACUUCGUUCGUGCAGAUCCGACAGGCCGGCGCCCGCGCCGGCGCCCAGCAGCUCGGCCACGGCGCACCCCUCGGCGCCGAGGCCCAGCUCGCCGAGCUCCUCGGCCAGCAGCGCCGCGUCCAGGCAACCCCGCGCCGGCGGCCCCUGCAGGCCCCGACCGCCGCCCGGCGGGCAGUCCGGCAGCCCCGCCGGCGCCAGGCAGGCCGCCAGGCCGACGCCGGCCCGCAGCCCGGAGGCUCACCCCGGACCGCGCCUUGCCCGCCCAGCGUCAGCGCCCGCACGCCCGGGCUGAGCCCGCCGGCGGCCGCCAGGAGCGCCAGCGGGCGCACGGCUCGGAGGCGAGGGAGCCGCUGUGCCCCCCCCCCCCCUGCACACACAGUGCGACCCCCCGAGGUGGCGAGGGGGGGAGGAGAGGGGGAGAGGGGCGAGGGGACGGAGAGGAGGGAGGAAGAGGAGGGGAAGGCAGAGAACCACCAGCAGCAACUCUGGGAACGAAACAGCUCCCUCCACCGAGCUCGGCUCAACGGUCGUGACAUGAAAGGGCGCACCGCGUACUCCGCAAGGUUCCAUGACAUACGCCGUCGGUGACGCACUGACCUGGAUCAAUACACGCCCGGGGCAGUCGGGCCUUGCAAUAUCCUGCAAGACCCUGCAAGAUCCUGCACCCAAACCCGGGUCAAUGCGCCCCUGGCUCUGCAGGAUCCUGCAAGAUCAGGCGCUCUGGCGGACACCGUUUGC